AUGAAGUUCUUCUCCCUCCUCACCCUCGCCUUCGCCGGCGUCGCCCUCGCCAGGGGCAACCGCGGCAACAGCACCGGCACCUCGACCAAGUCCCAGUGCCGACAGGUCGAGCGCCUCACCUUCUUCGCCGACCUGGCCGCCAACACGACCCGCCUCGACCGCUUCACCAAGAACAACGCCACCCGCGCCGCGGCCAUCAAGGCCAAGGUCGCCCAGGAGGCGCCCCAGCUGCAGGCCAUGAAGGCCAACGCCACCCUCAUGGGCGCCUGCAACCAGGUCUUCGCCGUCCACGCCAUGGAGCGGUCGUGCCGCCAGAUGGCGCACAUCCAGGGCCUCGAGAGGCUCGUCGCCAACGCCACCCGCCUCGACAAGGUCACCAAGGGCAACGCCACCCGCGCCGCGGCCAUCAAGGCCAAGGCCGCCGCCGAGGCCCCGAAGCUGACGGCCCUGUCCGGCAACGCCACGCUGACGCAGUUCUGCGCCGCCGACCGCGUCAAGAACCAGUGCCGCUUCAUGUCCCGGCUGCAGAAGGAGGUCGCCCGCGCCGCCAACGAGACCGCGCUCACCGCCAAGUUCGGCAACGACGCCGCCAAGAUCCAGAAGGCCAAGGAGCGUGCCGCCCGGGCCUCCGCGAAGCUGAAUGCCAUGAGCAGCAACACGACGCUCGUGAGCUUGUGCGGUGCUCAGGCCAAGACCCCGACCAACGCUGCUGCUGCUUCCAGCUCUUCUGCCGCUGCUGCUGCCAGCGCGUCUGCCGGUGCCAAGAAGUCGGCCGCCUACGGCGUCGCACCGAUGGCCGCUGCACAGAUCCUGACUCUCUCGGCAGUCCUGGCUGGCGGCUUCGCCUUGAUGUAA
Messenger RNA from Thyridium curvatum, 855 nucleotides. RefSeq lists its product as uncharacterized. NCBI's taxonomy places the organism in Eukaryota, Fungi, Ascomycota, Sordariomycetes, Thyridiales, Thyridiaceae. The coding region runs from base 1 to 855 and encodes 284 amino acids. The transcript is spliced from 2 exons. The record is from RefSeq and is a predicted model, not a curated record.